This is a messenger RNA of Aspergillus affinis, 1110 nucleotides long. Its product is annotated as putative C2H2 transcription factor. Lineage: Eukaryota; Fungi; Ascomycota; Eurotiomycetes; Eurotiales; Aspergillaceae. The transcript has a single exon. Bases 1 to 1110 code for a protein of 369 amino acids. The record is from RefSeq and is a predicted model, not a curated record.
AUGGACUCAUCUCGUUUGUCCGGAGGUCGCCCCGGGAGGCGAUACGGGGAGACCCGACAGCAACAAUCGCCGUCAUUCGGUACCGCCUCAUAUACUGAUUCCGCUUCUGCCUUCAACAUGACUCCAUCCCCAGCGGACAAUAGCUUCAUCCAACCAUCUUCUGCAACCUACACAACCAUACGAUCCGUGCAUACGCAACAUCAUCUCUACUCUUCGCCACCAGAAUACGUUUCGCAGCGCUAUACCGCCACCGACAUGUCCUCGAUGGAUCAGUAUCAUCUCGCACGAUCUCAUCCUUCGAACGCGGGGCCAACCAUGGACCAACUCUAUCUUGCUGACCAGUCUCUCCACCAAUACUCUCGAUCCGACCUCGACCUCUCGUCCCAUUCUACCCUCGAGAGCUCCGAAUCCUUCAAUGGCAUGCUUCCCACCUCCUCCACCGCUGCUGCCUACUUCCCACUCACGGAGCAGUGGUAUCCUCCUCUGCAGACUCAACCUCACCAUCACCAACCAUCCUAUUACGUGACAUCCGCUCCUUCAUCCUCCACCUCAUCACCCCAUCUCCCUACCUCCCACCCUACCUCCCUCUUCCCCCCACCCGGCACCCCCUGCCCAUCCUCUAGCUCCCGACUCUCACCCCUCUCCAGCGGAGGAGACCACCACCACUACCACUAUAUCACCGCCGGCGCCGGCGCCGGCGGCAGAGGCGGCAGCAGCAGCAUCGCCAGCAUGACCGACGACGACACGCAAGACACCAACACGCCAACCAGCCAACCGAGUCCCAGCCCCCGAGACCUCACCGAAUACGGCAUCCCCAAUCCCGACGGCAGCUGGCGGUGCGCGUACCCCGGCUGCACGUCCCAAACGACAUUCCGCCGCGGCUGCGAUCUCCGGAAACACUUCAACCGACACCGCAAACACCUCUUCUGUCGGUACCCAGAGUGCGCGCAGUCCACGACUGGCGGCUUCUCGAGCAAAAAGGACCGAGAUCGUCAUGAGGCGAAACAUAAUCCGGGCAUCUCGUGCGAGUGGCCGAAUUGUCGACGCAUGUUUAGUCGUGUGGAUAAUAUGAAAGAUCAUGUGAGACGGGUUCAUCGGAGGGAUUUUUGA